AUGGUGCCACUGUUUCCUGCUGCCUACUUCAUUCUGUACGGUUAUGGACGAGUGCCUUACGUUCGCUCCCCUCCACGUCAUUGGGGAGUGCAAGGAGUCGUCAAUGACUACGCUCGUCCGUUUGUGAUUGGAGAUACUCUUGCAAAGACUGCUCGAGCUUGCGUUUACCUCAUCACGGCUGCUCUUCUCGCAGGCCUUCUUCACUUCAACACCAACGAUGUUGGACUCACAGAGGCUUUCCGAAUGGUGUUUGAACUCUAA
Ostertagia ostertagi is the source of this 261-nucleotide messenger RNA. Lineage: Eukaryota; Metazoa; Nematoda; Chromadorea; Rhabditida; Trichostrongylidae. The record is from the annotation of a GenBank genome assembly.